UGGUGAUCCACUGGUUUGAGAUCAGGCUACUAAUACAGGAGGUGGAGCAGGCAGAGAAAGUCAAGCAGUCAGUCCUAACCCGUCUCUCCAACAUGGGAACUUUUUUAGACCGUCUAUGGAUAUUUUCUGGUUUAUUAUUAGCUUCUUCUGAAGUUCUUGGCUCAAACAUCUGCACAUCUCGAGGGGUGAGCACCUGCAGACAGUGUUUGGCUAUCCACCCUAGCUGUGCUUGGUGCUUUAAGGAAGAGUUUGGCCAAGGGGGCUCCAGUGUGUCCCGUUGUGACCUGAAGCAGAACCUGUUGGAUGGGGGGUGUACGAAGGGGGAGCUAGAGUUCCCCUUCAGUACCAUCAGUGUGCAAGAAAACACGCCCCUCAGUGACAAGGCAUCGGGGGCUGCUGACGACGUCACCCAGAUCAGACCCCAGAAACUCAGCCUCACUCUGAGACCAGAUGAUGCCAGGCGUUUCACAGUGACAGUGAAGCAGGUGGAGGACUACCCAGUUGACCUGUACUAUCUGAUGGACCUCUCCUACUCCAUGAAGGACGACUUGGCCCGCCUGCGCUCCCUGGGCAACCAGCUGGCUGCAGCCAUGGGCCGCACCACCAGCAACCUGCGUAUGGGCUUUGGGGCCUUUGUGGACAAGCCCCUGUCCCCAUAUAUGUACACCUACCCUGAGGAAGCAAUCAGUAACCCUUGCUAUGGGAUCCAGACGCGGUGCCUGCCUCAGUUUGGCUACAAGCACGUGCUGUCUCUGACCAAGCAGGUGGAGCGCUUCACCGAGGAGGUGGCGAAGCAGCAGGUGUCUCGUAACAGAGACUCUCCAGAGGGAGGCUUCGACGCGGUCAUACAGGCAGUGGUGUGCAAGGACAAGAUAGGUUGGCGUGGGGAUGCCUCCCACCUGUUGGUGUUCACUACCGAUGCUACGACACACAUAGCCCUGGACGGCCGGCUGGCUGGUCUAGUGCAGCCCAAUGAUGGACAGUGUCACAUCGACAGAGACAACAACUAUGACAAGUCGUCAACCCUGGACUACCCCUCUCUGGCUCUGAUCACAGAGAAGAUGUCUGAGAACAACAUCAACCUCAUUUUCGCUGUGACCAACAAUGUGAUGCCACUCUACCAGAACUACAGCCAGCUGAUCCCUGGCACCACGGUUGGAACGCUGUCGGAUGACUCCGGGAAUGUGAUCCAACUCAUCCUGGAUGCUUACGAGAGGAUCCGUUCCAAGGUGGAAUUGGAGUUGCUGGGUGUUCCAGAGGAGCUGGCUCUGUCCUUCAAUGCCACCUGCCUCAACGGAGAGCUCAUCCAGGGACUCAAGUCCUGCUCCGGACUUAAGAUCGGAGACACAGUGUCGUUCAGUGUGGAGGCAAGGUUACGCGGCUGCCCUAAGGAGAAGAACCGUACCUUCACCAUUAAACCUGUGGGCUUCAAGGACGCCCUGGAGGUUACGGUCCACUUCGCCUGCGGGUGUGACUGUGAGGCCACAGCCCAGCCCGAGAGCCCUCUCUGUAACCAGGGAAAUGGGACCUACGAGUGUGGUGUGUGCCAGUGUCACCCGGGGCGCCUGGGAGACCGCUGUGAAUGUGCCGACGGAGAGUACAGGCUCUCAGACCAGGGCAACUGCAGCCCCAAACCUGAUGACCCCAUCUGCAGUGGGAGGGGCAACUGUGUGUGUGGCCAAUGCUCCUGCCACACUAGUGGCUUUGGAAAGGUGUGGGGCAAGUACUGCGAGUGUGACGACUUCAACUGCCUGCGCUUCAAAGGAGAGAUCUGCUCAGGCCAUGGGAAAUGUGACUGUGGCUUCUGCAAGUGUGGCUCUGACUGGAUGGGGGAGAACUGUAACUGCACAACCCGGACAGACACCUGCAUGUCCAGUAUGGGCCUGCUGUGCAGCGGCCGGGGCCAAUGUGUGUGUGGGGCCUGUGAGUGCACCCAGCCAGGGGCCUACGGGGCCACUUGUGAGAGGUGUCCAACUUGCCCUGAUGCCUGCAGCAUCAAGAAGGAAUGUGUUGAAUGUAAGCACUUCAAGAGAGGCCGUCUCUUUGAGGAGAAAAGCUGUGCCCGAAUCUGCAGGGAUGAAAUUCAGAAGGUGGAAGAACUAGUCUUUUAUGAGAAGAAUGCUGUGAACUGCACCUAUAAGGAUGAGAAUGACUGUGUAGAGCGCUUCCAGUACUACGAGGAUGCCAGCGGAAAGUCCAUCCUGUAUGUCAUGGAGCCUGACUGUCCUAAAGGGCCUGAUAUCCUGGUGGUUCUCAUGGCGGUGGCGGGGGCCAUCUUGUUUCUGGGUCUGGCUGGCCUGCUCAUCUGGAAGCUGCUGGUCACCAUCCACGACCGCCGAGAGUUCGCCAAGUUUGAGGAGGAGAGGGCUAAGGCCAAGUGGGAUACGGCUAACAACCCCUUGUACAAAGGAGCCACCACCACUUUCACCAAUGUGACCUACCGUGGGAACACUUGAGGGACUCUUGACCAAUCACAAUCAGCAAAACUCAGGGGUUUAUAAGAGAGAUGCAAUGUAGUGACACAGAGGGGGUUGGUGAGGCGGACCCUCUCCACCGUCGUGAUAAAGUGUGCUGACUCUACUGUCAGUGAAAUACGUUUGUUGAUAUUACACUGUAGUGAUGGUAUUCUAUAUAUCAUGUGAAAACCAAAGCAUUAAAACUGCCUUAUCCAACAUUUCGAUAUCCGUCCAAAUUAUGGCAGGGCCUCCAGGACCCCUAUUUCACCCACAAAGUGUGACGUCAUUCCCAGAAUAAGGCCAGGUGUAGUUCAGAGACCCCAAACCGAACUUUAAAGACAAAGACUGUUAUGCUCUGUUGUUUCAUGAAAUUGCACUGCACACACCACAGCACACACCACAGCACACACCACAGCACACACCACUGCACACACCACAGCACACACCACAGCACACACCACAGCACACACCACAGCACACACCACAGCACACACCACUGCACACACCACAGCACACACCACAGCACACACCACAGCACACACCACAGCACACACCACAGCACACACCACAGCACACACCACAGCACACACCACAGCACACACCACAGCACACACCACAGCACACACCACAGCACACACCACAGCACACACCACAGCACACACCACAGCACACACCGCAGCACACUUGCCCACAGGCCUCUUUCACAAACGAACUGGUUGUAGUAUGUUAUUAUGGAACCGAACUGCUUGCUUCUACUGCCAUGGUUUACUUGCGUUAUGACACUAAACUCAGGUAUUCACACUGUAUUAUAAAAAGGUCAAAGCCAAUACCUGUAAUAAACAGCCACAUGGGAUAUCAUGCAUGAGUGAAUUAUGUUUUAGUUAAUGGUGCUGGUGCCCAAUGUAUGCUGUAUGUUAAAAUAUGUCAAUGUUACAUUUAAUGUGUUUUGGGAAUGAGUGGCUUUUUGGUUAGAUUAUUGGUUUUACUAUGUUGAUUUUAAAAAAGUGAAAUCACUCAUCUAUUUUUCUGUCUUUUUUUUAUAGCAAUUUCACUCUGCUAAGAAACAUUUUUUUUAUUUUAUUAUCUGCUUUUGCGUUUUGCUUUUAUAUAUAACAUCAUGUGUGUAAUUGAAUGAGUAGAGUAUCAAUAACACAUUGUGCAAACCAGUACAAACACGAUUUGCCAUGGAUAAAGAUACGGAGAUUUCUGCGCAUGUGCAGGAUUUCCACUCCGCUGCCUUUGUAGCUGUUGCUCAAGCGCUCGGUUGCGGCUUCACCCACCCGUAACAUGAGCAUCUCGUAAUUAUAUACAGAUCUCCGGUUUCAGACACUUGCGAAUUAAAAAGUUGAAUUGGCAGGUGUACAGUGCACUGCUAAGAUGCUGGCUAACCCCUAAAGUACAUUGGUGUUUUGCCAAAAGUAUAUAACUACCCCUGUCUAAAUAAAAUCAUUCCAAAAACUUUA
Messenger RNA from Oncorhynchus keta (chum salmon), 3919 nucleotides. RefSeq names its product integrin beta-3-like. The coding region runs from base 93 to 2456 and encodes 787 amino acids. Gene Ontology annotation, biological process: cell migration; integrin-mediated signaling pathway; cell adhesion mediated by integrin. The record is from RefSeq and is a predicted model, not a curated record. Lineage: Eukaryota; Metazoa; Chordata; Actinopteri; Salmoniformes; Salmonidae. The transcript has 15 exons. Gene Ontology annotation, cellular component: focal adhesion; cell surface; integrin complex. Gene Ontology annotation, molecular function: fibronectin binding; fibrinogen binding; integrin binding.